Molecule: messenger RNA, 4824 nt
Organism: Gadus chalcogrammus (walleye pollock)
Lineage: Eukaryota; Metazoa; Chordata; Actinopteri; Gadiformes; Gadidae
Product: myogenesis-regulating glycosidase-like
Exons: 7
Coding region: 762-2834 (690 amino acids)
Biological process (GO): carbohydrate metabolic process; skeletal muscle fiber development
Molecular function (GO): hydrolase activity, hydrolyzing O-glycosyl compounds
Source: RefSeq, a predicted model, not a curated record
UCUGAUAGUAGACCGAGAGCAGUGAUGACGCUCUCAAAAAAAUGGCUGCGCCCGUGAAGAGAUUUUUAUUUUUUGUAUUUGUACCACGUAGGUCAUUUGAAUGACGAUUUUAAAUUCUCUUACAAACUUGAUUGCAUUGCUAAUUUAUUCCGGUCACCAAUUUAUACAUUGCAUGGUCUUGCUGUGCGUGCAAUACAAUGUAAAGUUGUGUUGUUUUUUUUCGGGCUGGUUUGCUAAAGAGGCUAUUGUAGCUAACAAUAAACAACGACUGCAACUCGGAAGGCUGGCGUCCGAGGAUUCAGGAACACACCAUUAGCUGUGUUCCUGAAUCCCUGACAAAGGGGCAGGCCAAUCCCCUGGAAGUGUUUAGUGUAGGCGGGAUCAAGGACAAUUUAUUUUAGAUGCGCACUGUCUUAUGCGCAGAACUUUGUUGUCCUCUUGAAUCUCACGAAAACAGCAAGAUGGCAACCCGGGACGCCGGCCCUGUGUGUCCCCUCCGAUCCGGACGCUCGCCUACUCCCUCCUAGUCACCUCCUUGGCCUGUCUACUUUGCACUUCUAUGACCGCAGAAACCUCUAGGAAUAGAUCAACAAAACAAAUAAAGAAGAGCAAUGGAGAAGAGCAGAAUCCAAAGAUCUCCAGAUAGACCUCUACUGUCUCAGUCAAAAUUAUAACAACUGCUACCCUCUCCCACCAAACAACCAAACCCCUUUCAAAGCAUCCGCCCCUAACGCCUAAGUGCGCAAGAGAGAGCCACAAGGAUGUACCAGAUAGUACCAGGGGGUCAGGGGGACCAGAACACCAGUGAAAGGAUCACCGGCUCCCCACUGAAGAAGAAGCUUGGUCGGGAUGGCCGGCCCCUGGUGGUGGCUGGUGUGCUCGGCUGUGUGUUGGUGCUGGCUGCCAUCGUCUCGUGGUGCUACUACACCGCAUCGCUCCGUCAAGCCCAGCUGUUGAAGACCGAGCUGCUGAACCUCAACAAGGACGGCUUCGCCAUCCGUAACCAGGCUGGGUCGAUCAUCUUCAGCAUGGCCUUUAAAUCUGGCACUCUCGACUUGGACUCCUGCUCCAAGCAGGGCAGCGUUCUGAGCUGUUCUCGUUCCGAUUCUGGCAAUCUCAAUUUCUUUGUGCAGACUGUCGGGUUCAAGGACACGGUGAUGUGUUACCGCGUUCGCUGGGAGGAGCUAGAACACGAGCGCUCGGUGGAACACGCCAUGGCCUACAACGACUCCCACUGGUACGGAGGGGCAGAGUCGGCGACACAACAUUGGCCUAUCAGCAUCCAGGGUGAGGAGGAGCCACUCCCCUUCAUCACCAGUGACAUCUACAAUAAUCGGAAUGCCUUUGGGGGAAUCCUGGAACGCUAUUGGCUCUCAUCAAACGCAACCGCUAUAAAGAUAAACGAUUCGGUUCCGUUUCACUUGGGCUGGUCGGAGAAGGACAGGACCCUCCGGUUCCAAGCCCGUUACGAGGACUCUCCUUACAGACCGCCGAAAGGACAACGGGCCCUGCCUGAACUCAGCUACAGAGUUUGCGUCGGCUCUGAUGUCACGUCUAUUCACAAAUAUAUGGUGCGGCGGUAUUUCCCCAAGCCCAUCCAGGUGCCGGCCUCGGACGUGUUCCAGCACCCCGUGUGGUCGACCUGGGCCCUCUACAAGACGGCCGUCACCCAGGAGAAGCUGCUGCAGUACGCCUCCAACAUCACCCGGCACGGCUUCACCUGCUCCCACCUGGAGCUGGACGACCGCUACACCGCCGACUACGGGGAGUUCGACUUCGACCCGCAGAAGUUCCCCAACGCCAGCGGCAUGUUCGAGCGGCUGGCGGCCAGCGGCUUCCAGGUGUCGCUGUGGACCCACCCCUUUGUCAACUACGACUCCAUCAACUUCGCCGUGGGCGUGGAAAGGGGCUACUUCGUUCGGGAGCCCAGCGGCGAGCUGCCGGCGCUGGUGAAGUGGUGGAACGGCAUCGGCGGGAUCCUGGACUUCACCAACCCGGACGCCCGCGACUGGUACGCCGCCCAGCUGCACACGCUCAAGAGCCGCUACGGUGUGACCUCCUUCAAGUUUGACGCCGGGGAGACCAGCUACCUGCCGCGCCAGUUCAGCACCCUGGGGCCGCUGACGGACCCCUCGGUCUUCACCCGCCGCUACACGGAGAUGGCGCUGCCCUUCCACCAGCGGGCGGAGCUGCGGGUGGGCUACCAGAGUCAGAACAUCUCCUGCUUCUUCAGGAUCAUCGACCGGGACUCGGUGUGGGGGUACGAGCUGGGCCUCAAGUCCAUCAUCCCCACCGUGUUGACCAUCGGUAUCCUGGGCUACCAGUUUGUCUUGCCUGACAUGAUAGGAGGCAACGCCUACCCUAACCGCACCACAGGUGAUGGACAUGGUCUGCCAGACAGGGAGCUAUAUAUCCGGUGGCUAGAGCUGUCUGCUUUCAUGCCCGCCAUGCAGUUCUCCAUUCCCCCCUGGGCCUAUGAUGAUGAGGUAGUAGAGAUUGCACGAAAGUUCACGGAUUUCCACAAGAACCUUGUGGCACCGAGGGUUCUGGAGCUGGCCGGCGAGGUUCUGAACACGGGAGACCCCAUCAUACGGCCCCUGUGGUGGAUCGCCAACGAUGACGAGGCUGCCUACAAGAUUGACUCCCAGUUCCUGAUAGGAGACGACCUGAUGGUGGCGCCAGUGUUGGAGCCGGGCAAGCAGGAAAGGGACAUUUACCUGCCAGCUGGAAGGUGGAAGAGCCGCAAGGGGGAAUACUUUGAUAAAGGACCCAUGUAUCUCACUGAUUACCCAGUGGACCUGGAUGAGAUUGCCUACUUCACAUGGGUACAUUAAAGGCACGGUUAGACAAGAGGGAACACAAAAGCACACAUAUACGCAAUACUGAACAGACAGGAAGGGGGAAGGAUAGUUGAAACGUUAAAAAAGGCGAAACAACAGUUUAUAACCUUGUAAUGACUCACUCCAUUGCUGCUCUCAACCUACUCCCGCCCACAAACUGCUUCCCCGGCGGUGAUUGCAAUGCUCUGCCCAAAGUUCUGGUCGGAUUCAGUGAUUUAAUCUUCCAGCCAUCAUCAUGUGCCUUCCACAGCCUUCAAUAACACUUUACUGAGAUUGUACCAUGUUGACCACUGUCUGCCUGCUUAGCAGCCAACCAAGUCCUGCCCUCCCCUUCAGCCUUUAGAGAAGUAUGGCUGGGGUCGACCUAAGAUGCGUUUUCUUGUUGGGUUUAUGUAUAAUUUCAUAUGGUUGAUUUAAUGCUGCAUUGCUUCAUAUUUUACCAAUUUGUUUUUAUUAAUCAGCUGCUUUGCAAAGGCACGGGAGAAAACAAAACAGUGUUGUAUGAAAUAGACGAGUUAGGAUGUUAAAAGAUCGACAGAAAUUUGUGGGCUUUCUAUUAGGAGAAUAUAUUUUUGCUUUACUUCCAACUUCCAUCCAAGAGCGAAACGGGGCAAGAGCUCAAUAUAACAUAUCCGAAUUGGUUAAUAAAUAAUGUUUGCAUAUCGCAAACUUGAUAUCUGUCUGAAGAGGUUAAUUUAUUUUAAUAAAUCAUUCGCUCUGUAUUCAUUAUUAUUAUCAGGCUUUCUAUUUGGUGUUUACAAAAUCUGCUUUGAAUCAUGCUUAUGUUUAAAUCAAUGCUCAGAGGAAAUGUAAAAGACAACAAUGUAUUGUUAUCCAUCCUUAAUAGGAGUAAGUAAGUAUGUAUGCCUUGUACAUCAAGGAUGGGUGUGUUUGAAAGCUGACUUGAAAGCUACACUGAAUAUCACACUUCUGUAAUUUAUGAGAUUAGUUUCAUUUUGGAUGUCAAUUUUUUUUUUAUUCCAAACCGUAUUACAUUUAUGAAAUGGAAUGUUAUUUCAUGUGCACAUUGCUUGGCUUUAUGUAUUUGUAAUCAAACAAUGUAACUAUGUCUAACUUUUGCCAAAGUUAGCUAUGUGGGCUUGGAAAAUGGCUUGUUUGACUUUGAUUUUCAGUUCCUCAUCCAUAUUUUAUAGGCGUUUGUUUAACAAAUUAAACAAUGACUUGUUUUGCCUCGUAUAUAAAUAAGGGGAUUUCAGGAUUUUCCUCCACCAUGAUUGUACUAACCUCCAUGUGCCAUAGAAUAAAUAUAUUGCCUGGGUUGAACCCAGCCUUUAUCUUUUUUUGUUUCUCAGAGCGCAAACCUGCAUGGUCGCUCAUACAUACAAAACUCACUUUUUUGGGGGGGUGAUCCAACCACUAUUCAAUUGCCUUGUCAAACAGGAACGGAAUCACAUUUGCUAGGGUAAUUAAUCUGAAUUGUGCUACACGUAUAUAACUCAUUGUUUAUCAAUUGGUAGGCCUAUCUAUUUAUCAACCCUAAAAAUUUAACUCACAAUUUCCUCAAACGUUUAUUUUCAAAUGGAUUAAUUUGUGAGGCCGAUCAGGUAAGCAUAUCAAGCAUUCUAUACAGUAUGCUAGUUACACAUGUGUCAGUAGUAUGAAAUGUUUCAGAGAAAAAGAUGAACAGGAAAAGCAAGACAAAAAAAUGAACCAAAUAGCAAAACAGUUCAUGUACAGAACAAGCUCAUGAAUUUGAUACUAUUAUAUAAUGGAUAUAAUAUGGACACAUAAGACAAUCAAUAUUCGGUAUUUGUUAUGGAUUUAUUGUACAAAUUCCCUGAAAAGAUGCACGUUCCAGGAUGAAUUGAGAAGCUCCCGUAAGGGCUGAGAUGGCAGAGGACAGCUGAUUUGGAACGGAACAACAGCUGUUCGCUUUCACGGGGAAAAACUAAAGAACUUCAACCUACUUAGGCCUACUAAUUAACGUUCAAAAGCUAUUAAUUAUUCAACAAAAUAUGCAGAU